Messenger RNA from Daucus carota subsp. sativus, 1644 nucleotides. Its product is annotated as probable serine/threonine-protein kinase CST. Gene Ontology annotation, biological process: protein phosphorylation. NCBI's taxonomy places the organism in Eukaryota, Viridiplantae, Streptophyta, Magnoliopsida, Apiales, Apiaceae. The transcript has 6 exons. Gene Ontology annotation, molecular function: ATP binding; protein kinase activity. Bases 180 to 1367 code for a protein of 395 amino acids. The record is from RefSeq and is a predicted model, not a curated record.
AAGAACCGUCAACUUUAUUGCUCAGGAAGUUGCAAACAAAUUUCUUCUUUUUUCCCUUUACAGUCUUUCAUUCAUACAGCAAAUUCAACUCCUUCAUAUCUCUCUCUGCCUUCUAUGCUAAAUUCAGCAAAGUUUUCAGUCAGAGAGAUUUUCUAGAGAGACAGAGAGAGAUUGCUGAGAUGGGUAAUUGUUUGAUGAGCUUAAAAUCUCAUAGUGCUGCUGAAAAGUCUGUUUCCAACAUGUAUUCGAAUCAGAGUACCAACCCAGAUACUAGACCUUCCACAUACACUACAACUUCUGGGACAUUGAGUAACACAAAUGGUGAAGGCUCCUCUGUCACCAGCAGCAGUGCAGGCCAGCAAAGCCAGAGCCAGUUUUCCGCGGCAGCAAGUUGUGGGACUGGGACUUCUUCUAUGGGAGAGAUUUUGGCUACUCCAAACCUCAAGGUUUAUAGCUUUGCGGAUUUGAAGAGUGCCACUAAAAGUUUUAAAUCAGAUACGGUGUUAGGCGUGGGAGGUUUUGGGACUGUUUACAAGGGUUGGGUGGAUGGGGACACUCUUGAGCCCUGUAAGGUUGGCACAGGGAUAAUGGUUGCUGUCAAGAAAUUGAACCAUGAAAGCGUGCAGGGAUUUCAAGAAUGGCAGUCAGAAGUAAAGUUUUUAGGAACUCUUUGUCAUCCCAACUUGGUCAAGCUAUUGGGAUACUGUGGGGAGGAUCAAGAGCUCGUACUCGUAUAUGAGUUUAUGCAGAGGGGGAGUUUGGAAAACCAUCUUUUUAGGAGGAGUUCUGCUACUGAAAUACUGUCAUGGGACAAACGGCUAAAAAUAGCCAUUGGAGCUGCACGGGGACUUGAAUUCUUGCAUAGUUCAGAAAAGAAAAUCAUUUACAGAGACUUUAAGGCCUCCAACAUACUGCUUGAUAUGGACUAUAAUCCAAAGAUAUCGGACUUUGGCUUGGCAAAAUUGGGUCCCUCGGGUGGAGAUUCACAUGUCACAACUCGAAUCAUGGGAACAUAUGGUUAUGCUGCUCCUGAAUAUGUAGCAACAGGUCAUUUAUAUGUGAAAAGCGAUGUGUAUGGAUUUGGAGUUGUGCUUCUUGAGAUGUUGACAGGCUUACGAGUAGUUGACAUGAAACGUCCGAGCAGCCAGCAUAAUUUAAUAGACUGGGCGAAGCCCCGUCUCUUGCAUAAAAGGAAGCUGAAAACCAUGAUGGAUGCACGUAUACAAGGACAAUAUUCAACAAAAGCAGCAGUACAAGCUGCUCAGCUGACACUACAAUGCUUGGAAAUUGAACCCAGAAAUCGACCCUCCAUGAAAGAAGUUGUGGAGGUUUUGGAACAGGUAGAUUCAAUGACAGUAAGGCAAUAAGAGCACAAAAGCAGCUCUACUCAUUCUUCUACAGAUCAGAAUCGUUAUCAUCAUCGUCGGCCUGUUAUCAUCUGCCCAUAUCGACGAAGUGAUAAGAGCAGUUAAAUUCUUUUUAAUUGAGAGAACAUAUAGUUGGGUUAAAGCAUACCUCUUCUAGUUAUUUGUUGUAAUGUUACAUUAGUUAGUUUUAUCAUUCUUUGGUCCCCAGUUUGUAAUUGCAACUAUCAAGCUGUCAUUUUUAUACCACUAUUGUCAAUACUAUUUCUUGACUUGCAUA